ACUACUACUACUACUGUAAAUUGUAACAAACGUGAAACGUGUUUCUCAAAACAUCUUUCUUUUCGUGUUAAUGUGAAGAAAAGCGUUGAAGAAUUGCUUUCAAAAUGAAGAUGAAAGAAUUGAUGACCGACCUUUGGAGUAAUACUCCCGUAGAAGGUGUAAGGAAAUUCAAUACUCACAUAGCAAGUUGUGAAGACAAGAAAGGCUUCAUUAAAUAUUUUUUUAAAUAUUCUUGGUGUAGUGAAAUUCUAAGGCCAUUUGGGAAGCCGUCUAUUAAGUAUGGUCAGCUUAAAGCCAUAGUGGAAUGCCUCACAGCUGUACUUACCAAUUUGUCUUUAGACGUUGAUAAGCACAAAGAGGUGGCAUUGAAAAUAACUGUUCAUCUGCUUGAGAAAAAAGGAGCAAGGAUGCAAGAACUACUCAUGGAUGGAAGAGCAGACAGGAUUAAAACAGGUCUUAAAUGUCUUAAAGCUAUGGCUUGCACUGGAGGAGAGCAGGCAUGUAAGGUCAUUGAAUUCUUAGCCAAACCACAUGAGUGCUUCAGCAAAAUUGCCAAGCAUUUUGAUAAUACUGUCCGUGAAUGCUACAUAGAACUACUUUUUUAUUUUCUAACUUCGGAUAACCCUCAUAUAUUGGAUCAGUUUCUAAUGAAACCAGAGGUAUUGCUGAGCAUCUUUCCUGGCCUCAGGUAUAAACAAAGUGAAGAGGUGUUGCUAAUUUUAAACUCACUAUAUAAACAUAUAUUGAUGAAUCCAAAUGUAACUAAAAAAAGAAAAAUUCUGAUGUUUACACCAGAAACUGUAAGGCAUCUUAAGAAUUUAUAUUCAUGGGUGGGACCCAGAAAAAAGCUUCCUAAAUCAAAAGAUGAAACAGAGUUGCCUAAAUCAAAAGAUGAAACAGAGUUGCCUAAAUCAGAAGAUAAAACAGACAAUGAAAAUGAGGAAGCAGGAAAAGAAAUAACGAGAACAGUGUUCAAGUUUAUCUUAACUCUUUGUUCAUCACAUGAGCAUGGCCUUGUUAUGAGAUCAAGUGGUUUCAGAAGAAGUGGACAUAAUUUAAACAGUAGCAUAUACAAAAUCAUAUCUGAUAUGAAUAAGCCAUGGGAGACAACUGAUGGAGUACUCCUGAUGAGUCAUGCUUUUGCUGCUUGCCCUGAACUCCUUCCAAAGUAUCUUGACUCACUCAAAAAUUUACUCUUCCCAAGGUCGUCUGUUGCAUUUGUAUCACUGAUGGAAAUGUUGGUUGAAAUUGUGAAGCUUCAGAAGCCUUGGCAGUUAAUGGAAUCGCAGAAAUGGCAAAGUGUUGUAUCGUGCAUUUUUCCAGGUUUUCCUUUGAAUCAGAAUUUUUAUCUCAGGUUGUGCCAAAGUGAGCACAGGACAGUCAGGUAUGUUGGUUGCACUUUGAUGCUUGCUGUUCUUAGGAAAACAAAAGAAACCAAGGAAGAGCUAAAAAAAUUGGGUCUUCCAAAUGAUGUACUUGAAAAGGUUGAGCAGAAGUUUACUAAGGAAGUGUCAAAUACUUUUGGCAAACAAAUAUUAAAUUCAUUGACUGACUGUUGGAAGUAUACUAUAAAUAGUACCUGCAGUAAUAGAAGUGAGGAGGAAGAAAACCCCAAGAUUGAAGAGGGGGAUGUUAAUAUACAGCUUACUGAUGAAAUUCUGAUUAUUGCUGAAUUUCUUAAUCAUUACUCUGAUAUCUUAGCUUCCCCUGUUGUUGAAGUUUUAUGCCCACUAGAUGUACUCAACACAAUACUGUAUGUAAGCAGUCUAAAGUCAGAGGAGCUUACCCGAAGCAGAUCUGCUAAGAAGGAUUUUUGGGUAGCUUGUUUAGACUUACUCUACAAGAUCAUCAGCCAAAAAAAGUUCACUGUAGGUGUUGAAAAUUUGGAAGAAAAUAUAUAUCAUGCUAUUAUCAAAACAAAUUCUCAUUUUCUUAGAAGUUCUGAGUUUACCUCGUACUGUACUAGAGAAAACAAAGAUGUAAAGUAUAAUCUAGAGGAUGUAUUGUCAGUUGCUCUUGACAAAACAGGCAUUACAGAUGAUGCUGAAAAUAUUAGAUACUGGUUGAAACAUAUCACAGGCCCGAAUUAUGUCAAACUGUCAACCUUUUUAACCCACAUUAUUCAACAGACUGUGAGGUCAUACAAUCAUUAUACAGAUUAUUUGAUAGAAUUAAAGGAGAAAUUUACAAAGCAAGGUAGCCUACCAUUUUUGGUAGAUGUAGAACCUGUUAUUUUUGACAAUAAACAGGUUCCAGUUAUUCUUGGGUAUAAUAAACCAUUUUCUAGAUUUGUUCUUGCUGCUGUUGAUCUUUUAACUGCAAAUCCAGAUGAUGAAUAUAAACAGUACUUCUCAUCUGUUUUGAGCGACUGUAUUCAUUCUAUGUAUAAUCCAGGCCUUCUGGUGCUUUUCCUUAUAGAAAAGAUUUCGCUAAUUAGUGAUGAUCUAAAGACUUACCUUUGGCACUUUGUCAGUCACCCUGAACUGCCAAAGAAUGAAUCACGGGAAGUUCUUGAAGAAGCAGAUCUUACAAAAGUCUUGAAAAUGUCAUUCAUGGCACAAGACUUUACAUCAUUAAAUGCACUUUUAGAUACAGAGAAUAUUCAGUAUGCAGUAAGAGGUAACAUGCGUCUCAUUGUGCUACAAAUACUUUUAUAUUUGUUUGUUGAACGUGAAAGGGCAAAUGUGAAAGUAAUCCCAGUCAGCAAGACUUAUGCUGAAAUUUUGAAGAAGCUGUAUGUAGCCAGUGAUGAAGAAAAUGGUGUAGUUGUCAUUAAAACAGUUUUGGAACAUCCGAGGGUAUUAAAGGUGUUUACUCCAGCUGGUUCUAAUAAGUCUCCUAUCACGUCAUUAACUCAGUACUUUAUUGGGACAGUGUUUGAAAAAUAUCCAGAUGUGAGUUUGUAUACUUAUCCAUAUUAUUUGAAAAUGCUGUCAAGUUUGAAAUCUGCAUCCAAGAAGGGGCCAUUUGUUAGGAUCAGUUCUGGAUUGUCCCCAUUUGUGAACUCUGAAAAUACAAUACUGAGCUAUGAUGAUGUUGAAGAAUUGUGUUUGGUUUGCUUGAAACUUCCUGGUAAUUUGUCUACAUCUUGUAGCCCCGUGCUUUACCAGUUAGUCAGCAUAUUGCAGAGUGUGACAACACCCAGGAAACAGCCCCAGGAAGAGACGGUGCACCUCCUGUUCAACAAAUAUUUGGAAUGGACUGUGAGUAAGAAAGGAGGAAAGCACAAGAGCCGCAAUAAGCUUCUGGUAGUUAUGGAAGAUUUUCUGCCUCGGAUAAUGACAACGAAGAUAGCACAACAAAUUACACAUGGGGAGUUACAGAGACUGCUUCAUUGGGGACCAAGGUCUGCUGAUAUUUGUUGUCAGUUGAUAAAGUUACAUCAUCCUCAUGGGGUCUAUUUUGCCUCAAGAAUAAAAGAGAACAUAGAAACCAUCCCAGAUCAAGCACAGCUUAUAAGCGUCCUUUUGGGUUGUGAAGAGAGCAAUAAUAUUGUUCGGGAAGUACUUCCAAAAUUACAUGAACGUGUCAAAGAAUGGUCAUUGACCGUGACAGAUGGAAGUGAAUACUUCGAAGAGUUAUUUUUGGAAUGUCUGAAAGCAGGUGUUUUUGAUUCAGGUGACCUGAUUGACAUAUAUCGUAAGACGUAUGAACUGACAGAUAAAAAGGUUCUUCCACGGAGAAAGCUUACUUACCUCUUACCAGUAUAUAAGAAAAUAAAUGAAAAUCCAGUGUCAAUGUCCAAGUUGCCUUUCAAGGAUAGUGGUGUAUGUCUGCUACAUAUUUUGUUGAACGUAAUGAGAGCAGGGUACAAAAAAGGAGGAAAGAAUACUGCAUUGAUGCUCAGUUGCUGUCAUCUGGUGGAAACAGUUUUACCAGAAGUAGACAGUGAUUUGCUGAAAGUCAGCUUUGCACAAAACAAAUUUUGGUUCUUCCUAGUUAAGCAGGUUCUACGGCAUGGUUUGAUUGAUGUGAAAGCUGGGCCAGUGAUGAUCAAUUCCCUUGUCAUUUUAAUUAGGGCUAUGUAUAUCAAUUUAUAUCAAGUUGAUGUAAUGGAGAGCCACAAUGAUUUAUCCUUGUACACCAUCUAUCAGAUGAUCAUAUCCCACACCCAGUAUCUUCCAUUAAUGUUCCAGAGGGAGGCUGAGUGGGAUAAAUUGAAAGAAAGUAUUGUUGAGUUGCAGCAAACAAUUAUUGAUCAUAAUAAAAGCAUAUGUCUGGAAGAGCAUGUUCCAGUGCUCUUAGGUGCCUAUGGAGCCUCUAUGUCUGCAGUGGACCAGAAAAUUUUAAGGUUACUACACAUCUACGAAGAAAUAGGUGCCAUGAAUAGAUACAACCCACUUCUAUGGGGAGAUGCAGCUGUUGCUCACUUUGGGUUAUUCACUUCUACAAAAACUUAUGAAGAACCAAAGAGCAACCAAAUUAUAGGCCUGUUGAAGGGUGACAAGAUGUUUAAGACCUGUUGUUCAUUUGAUGUCAAUCUACCCUUAGAGCCAGGUGAUGUGUAUGGAGAUGACAGGACUAUAUAUGACAUGCGUUUCCUUUUGCCUCUGAUGCUGCAUUUGUCUGAAGAUGAGAACUUGUUGGAAAUUGAUUUUGCUGAAAGUGGUGCAGUUGCUGUAGGAUUCACAUGUCUCUCCUCACACCAAAAAGAUAUAUGGGCUGCUGGUGCCACCAUUUUGAAGCGUGUUGUCGAUAAAAUGAACAAAUCUAGGCAUGUCCGAUUCAAGUUACCAUGGCAGUGGGUUAUCACAAUUGUCGUUAGUUCUUUUGAUGGGAAAGAGCUUCGUCUGCCUUCUGUGGUUUUGCAUUUCUUACUUCUUGCUACUCGAUUACUCUCCUGCCCCCAAGACCCCAUGUAUUUCAUCAUCCUGAAGUCUAUUUUCAUCAGACCUACUCUGGACCUCGUUAGGGUUCCUCAGUUCAACAGGCUUUAUACUUCAGAAGAUGUGUUCGACAACAGAGUACACAUGCUUUUUCUACUUAACUUCCUUUCAACGGGUGUACGUUUCCCAGAAGACUUCUAUAUAUGUGACAAGACAGCAGCAACUCCUACCUUGAUAAUAUCAUUACUUCAGUCUCCAACAGCUGAUUAUGAAAUUAGGGAACAAACACUGAAAGUUUUGGAAUCCAUUGUGAGCAUCCCAGUUGGAGCACAUGAUUUGGUCAAUAAAUAUCAUAUACUAAUGAUGUUACCAAUGGCAUUGAAAUUAACAUCAAGUCAAUCAGUUGAGGAUGAUGACUGCGUUAGUGCUGGACUGGCUUCUGUCACUGCUGCUGUUGUCAGAGUUUUAGCUGCCAUUUGGUCUUCUAUGAUAACUGUCAAGGAUACAGUGACCUGUCUGAGUAACAGGCUUCUCUUGAAUCCCACUGUUAAGAGAAAAAGAGAUGAGGAUAAAGAUGGCAGCAGUGAUGCAUCAUCAUCAGAUGAUGAGGACAGUGAUGAAGGCCCUGCAUUAAAGAAGCUCAAGAGUGGUGAUAGCAGCAUUGACACAACAGAGAAAACCAGUGAAAGCAAGACUAAGGAGACAAAAACUAGCUCUGACAGUCAGGAAAACCGGGUUAAGAGACUCCAGCCUCUAUUUGUUGAAGACUACAUGAAUUGCUUAUUGUGUAUAGCCACAGAUGUCAUCAACUAUGCAUCACCUGAGUAUGCUGCCAAAUAUAUUGGGCUUGUGAGCUGUGCUUUGGAUCACCUGCUUAAAAGCUCAUUACGGGAAGUAGAGACACUACACACAGUUGCCCAGAACCCGGAUGUAGUGAAAGAAAGGGUAUAUUCAGCUUUCCCAUGGGAACCACUACAGAAAUGUUUAGAAGACACCUUGACAGAAUCCGAACUAGUGAGAAUACUUGGCAGCAGGGUUGAAGAAUGCAUGCAAGCAUGGAAAAAAGAGCCUCUAUCAGAACAGCUAAAGCAAAAACAAAAUGCCGAUUGCAAAUCAGAAAGUUCCCUGGAACAGAAAAAAUCAGCUCUUAACCUCCUGGAACUGAAAACAUCAGCUUUUAACCUCCUAAGUCUGUUAGGGAAAUGAGUGUGUUACAGGAGCAUCAAAGUAAUACCUUGGUGAUUUAUUUGAAGCUCAAAUAUAUUUUUGUACAAAAUUUUUCCAUGUUAAUAAAGCUAUGUUUUAUCCAAGAAGUUUCUUGUUCUGCAUGGACUUGUUUAUUUCAAAUAAACUGUUUAUAUAAC
Macrobrachium nipponense is the source of this 6190-nucleotide messenger RNA. Its product is annotated as nucleolar pre-ribosomal-associated protein 1-like. NCBI's taxonomy places the organism in Eukaryota, Metazoa, Arthropoda, Malacostraca, Decapoda, Palaemonidae. Gene Ontology annotation, biological process: maturation of 5.8S rRNA from tricistronic rRNA transcript (SSU-rRNA, 5.8S rRNA, LSU-rRNA); maturation of LSU-rRNA from tricistronic rRNA transcript (SSU-rRNA, 5.8S rRNA, LSU-rRNA). The transcript has 15 exons. Gene Ontology annotation, cellular component: nucleolus. The record is from RefSeq and is a predicted model, not a curated record. The coding region runs from base 105 to 6032 and encodes 1975 amino acids.